Molecule: messenger RNA, 732 nt
Organism: Fusarium sp. VM40
Lineage: Eukaryota; Fungi; Ascomycota; Sordariomycetes; Hypocreales; Nectriaceae
Source: the annotation of a GenBank genome assembly
AUGCCCUACGAAGUCCCCUAUCACAAAUAUCGUCCACUCGUCAUCUCUGGCCCCUCUGGGGUUGGCAAAGGGACUUUAAUUAAGAGGCUCCUCGAUGCACACCCCGAUAUGUUCUCGACCGUUAUAUCGCACACAACACGCGACCCGCGCCAAGGCGAAGACGACUCCUCCUAUACUUUCGUGUCAAAGAGGGAGUUUCAGAAACUCUACCGAGAAGGUGUCUUCAUUGAGGCUACUGUAUUUGGCAAUCAUUACUACGGCACUUCAAUGCAGGCUGUCUCGCAAGUACUCUGUCGAGAUGCCAUUCCGUUGCUCGAUCUCGACAUAAAAGGCGUCAAAGCGAUGAAGAAGAUCAAGCGGCUGGAUGCAAAAUAUGUUUUCAUCAAGCCUCUUAGCUUUACCGCCUUGGAGUCGCGUCUAAGGAGUCGCGGGACAGAAUCGGAGGCCAAUAUCCAGAGACGCAUGACAAAGGCUAAGCUAGACCAGAAGUAUGCUGAAAAGAAAGGAGCCUACAACUUGAUCAUCAUCAACGACAACCUCGAGACCGCGUAUGCGGAGUUGAAAGAGUUUGCACUAUCGGAUAGCAUGGCCUCUCCAACCAAAGUCAAAUGCAAGGACGCUCUUCUGGUAUGUCGUUCCCUUUUUUAUUCUGUUCUUUGCUCUGUCUGUUGGCAAUCUAGUGCACAAAGUCCCAUUCAUGUUCAUUUCCAUUCCAUGCUGUGUCGUUACUAA